Molecule: messenger RNA, 1576 nt
Organism: Phytophthora nicotianae INRA-310
Lineage: Eukaryota; Oomycota; Peronosporomycetes; Peronosporales; Peronosporaceae
Exons: 2
Coding region: 215-1198 (327 amino acids)
Source: RefSeq, a predicted model, not a curated record
CGAGAAAGCGUUUUUUCUUUGACUGAAAAAACAACUCUGUCACUUAGCAAUGACGUCGACUGGGGCAGCGAACGCCGGCGCUUCCUGCGCAUCUGAUUGUAACACAGCGAAGCCAACUCCGCGACGCAGGCGGAAGGCCACCGUAACUCGACGCAAGGUGCACAGCACGCUGACACAAACGCUACACGCCAUCUAGAACCUUAACAUUUAACCGAUGCCACAGGAGGAAAUCGAAGAACUGGAAGAAGAGGUGAAAACGUUGCAAGCUCAAAUUGCUGCGUUGCAGAAGAAUGCACAUACGUCCGCUAUACGCUCCGAACUGGAGCAGGAUUUACUCGAAGCAAGCGUCAUCCGCCAGGCCGUACUACAGCAGCAAGCCUCACUUGUAAAUGUCCAGUCCGCUCUCUCCAGAAUGACGAUGACAGAGCCUGGAGCCCCACACGCGUCGAGUAUUCGUCUUGGAACUGACCUCGAAGCGCGCUGGAAGACGCUGAUGGAGAUGAAGCCACUCAAACUACAAGCAGCGCAGUAUUACUUAAAGGAAAGAGGACGAUAUGUAGACGACACUAGUGCAUUCUCCUACUCUACGCGAUUCGUAGAGCAGAAUGGCUGCUACUGCGGCCAGAUCUACGACGUCGUGCCGUUCGAAGGCGUCAGCUCCGUCAAAACUGUGUUUGACGCUCUCAAUUACUAUUUUUCCAAUAUGGAAAUCCGUGUCACAGAGAGUCUAGGAGAUAUUACUAUUCGAGAAGACGACGGGAGCUCCGAGCCGGGGAUUGCGCAAUGCCGCUUUGUGUCGUACUUGACUAGCGGCCCGUUACUUGAGAUGAACAGUAUUAUCUGCUCAGAGUUCAGAGAGGCAGACGACGAGUACGGCGAUGGCGGGCCAGUGGGGAUUUUUACGGAGGAUUUUGUGGACCAGGAUGAUCUGUAUCCGUAUCUUCCCGACGAGCGUAUACGGCAAGAUGCAACCGUCGUGACGCAGGUUCGGUCUCAUGUGAAGAAGGGUAAAAACGCCGAAGGAGUUGAAGAAGAACGGUCGAUUGUCGUGAUGCAACGCUGGGCUCACUGCAGAAUUCACAAGACGAAGCUGCCGUUAUCACCAGAAAUUUUUCAUGAGAUUAGAGAAAAGAGUUCGCAUUGGGGCGACGUCAAGCUUAUUGCUGUCCGAGAGAUGGUCUACUGUUCGACCAGGUAACUUCAACACUAUCGUAACGGGACAGAAGAAAGCGUCGUGAAGCUAAUUGCACACGUCCCAAUGGUACACAGGGGAAAAUAGCCACGUGAUAGGUACUGUUAUCAGCAUGUUGCCGGGGUUCGGGAGAAACUCAACUGCAGUCUUGAGUUGUUUGACACUUGUCCUUUUUUUUAUGCGACUAAAAGUGAACAUUUGCCAACACUUUCGCGAAAGUGCUAUAAUCGUGAAUGUAGCUAUUUUCUACGUCAUCAUAGUUUAAGAAUGACACGUUAUACUUAUCUAAUGCUUACUACUUAAUUACCGGCUUGAUAGGCUCUAUUUGACGUAGAUGUUGAGUCGAAUAGACCACUUCAAAAGAUUAUUCGCAAGGUAUAAAGA